This is a messenger RNA of Bufo bufo (common toad), 2357 nucleotides long. RefSeq names its product two pore segment channel 2 (gene TPCN2). Bases 1 to 2313 code for a protein of 770 amino acids. NCBI's taxonomy places the organism in Eukaryota, Metazoa, Chordata, Amphibia, Anura, Bufonidae. Gene Ontology annotation, cellular component: lysosomal membrane. Gene Ontology annotation, biological process: monoatomic ion transport; transmembrane transport. Gene Ontology annotation, molecular function: voltage-gated channel activity; monoatomic ion channel activity. The record is from RefSeq and is a predicted model, not a curated record. The transcript is spliced from 25 exons.
AUGGAGUCCGACCCUCUCCUGGUUUCUGUGGAGAAGAGCUGGUGUGCAGACCCGGACUUCAGCUCCCAGGAGAGGCUCCAGAAGCCCAGGACCGACUCGUACUCCUCCACCGCAUCCUCAGGAGCUGCGGUCCUGCUGCAAGGAGAAGCAAGAUCUGAAGUAGCCAAUGGGGUGGCGGAUGAAGACCUCUACGUCAGCCAGGCUGUGGUGUUCAUUGAAGACGCCAUCCAGUAUCGCUCCAUAGACCAUCGCGUUGACCAGAACUCCCUGCAGUUGUAUCGAUGGUAUUAUUCCGACUUGUGCCAGAGGAUUUUAAAUGUGACGAUCUGUGUGAAUCUGGCGUUGGCCUUUGUAGAGAGUCCGUCUUCGCUGACGCUCACAUCGGAUGUCCGUUACCGCAAGGCUGCCUGGGAGCCGCCGUGUGGCCUGACUGAGAGCAUCGAGUUUAUCACCUUCCUGCUAUUUGUUGCUGACCUCUCUGUGAAGAGUUAUUUAAUUGGGUGGAAUGAGUUCAUGAAGAACAAAUGGCUGCUCUGCUACAUCGUGACUCUUUCGGUUUCCAUUGCGGAUUGGACGGUGUCUUUGUGCUUCAUGUGCAGAGAGUGGGUGAGAAUCCGGAGGCUCCUGCGACCGUUCUUCCUUCUCCAAAACUCUUCUCUUAUGAAGAAGACUCUCAAAUGCAUCAAGAGAACAUUACCGGAGAUGGGCAGUGUGAUGCUGCUCCUGGCUUUGCACCUCUGCCUCUUCACCAUGUUCGGUAUGCUGCUGUUUGCUCACGCAAAGGAUUCGAAGGUGGACGUUGAGUGGUUGAGAUACUUUCGCAAUCUGCCGGACUCCCUGACCUCCCUCCUGGUGCUGCUGACCACCGCCAACAACCCCGACGUGAUGAUUCCGGCGUAUUCCUUCAACCGGGCGUACUCCCUCUUCUUCAUCAUAUUCACAGUCAUAGGAAGUCUGAUAUUGAUGAACUUGCUGACGGCCAUUAUAUACAAUCAGUUCCGUGGCUACUUAAUGAAAUCGGUACAGACGUCUCUGAUAAGAAGAAGACUGGGAAUUCGAGCAGCGUUUGAAGUUCUCGCCUUCUACAGGGAAGUCACAUCCCCCACUCGUGACCGGGCGGCUUGUGUAGACUGUGAAACGUUCAUUAAAGUCUUACAGAAAGUCAAACUGGAAGCCUACUGCAAGAUGGCCAUCAUAGAGCAAGCGAAAAGCUGCACUAGCGGCUCCAUCUCCGCCGAGCGCUUUCAGAAGCUCUUUGAUGAGCUGGAUAAAGAUCCAGUCCGACAGCACCCGCCCCAACCCAUGUACCAGUCCAGGUUCCUUCAGAUUUUGCAAGUCAUUGGCAGCCAUCGAUACUUUGACUUCCUUGGGAACGUGGUUGCUCUGGCCAAUCUCCUGUCUAUCUGUAUUGUUUUGAUGGUUGAUGCAGAGAAACCUGGGAGCGACAGAGAUGAUUUUUUCUUAGGGGCCAUAAACUGCUUCUUCAUCCUCUACUAUGUCCUGGAAGUGGCUCUGAAGGUUUUCUCCCUGGGGAUUAAGAACUAUGUCUCUUACCCAAGCAACAUUUUUGAUGGAGUACUCACAAUCAUUCUACUGGUUUUGGAAAUUGCUACCUUUGUGAUAUACAAGUUCCCACAUCCCGGCUGGAAGCCGGACAUGCAGGGGCUGCUGUCUCUCUGGGAAAUGGUCCGUCUCGUCAACAUGUUUAUAGUCUUCAGAUUUCUGAGAAUCAUCCCAAAUAUGAAGGUGAUGGCGCUCGUGGCGGGCACGGUGCUGGACCUAGUAAAGAAUUUACGGGCGUUUGCUGGCAUCCUGGUGGUUGUAUACUACGUAUUCGCUAUCAUCGGUAUCGACCUGUUUAAAGGUGUCAUCCCUAAUCCUAGAAAUGCAAGUUCAUCUGCUAAUGAGACGUUACCGUGUGGAUCCUUCGAGCAGCUGGAGUACUGGCCCAACAACUUUGACGACUUUGCAGCGGCCCUGGUUACCUUGUGGGACGUGAUGGUGGUGAAUAACUGGCAGGUCUUCCUGGAUGCUUACUCCCGAUACUCGAGCCCAUGGUCAAAGCUGUACUUUGUGGCUUGGUGGCUGGUCUCCUCAGUGAUCUGGGUGAACUUAUUUGUAGCUCUGAUUCUUGAGAACUUUAUCCACAAAUGGGAUCGAAGUUACCGACACGCGGCGGCAAUGACUCCGUCUCAGGAAGUAGAAUAUCACAUGACCGUUCAGCUUAUGUUCAGAGAAGACUUGGAGGAACCGACGGACGAGGAGCUAUUGGACCGCUUACAUCAUCACCCUCAUCUCCAUCUCUCCAGAUGACCUUCGCUUCGCACAGGUCACUUUAAAUACUGGACAAUCAGGAA